AUGUUCACUGGCUCCUGGCUCUGGUGUCCUACGGAGUCUGGGCCCGUGUCUAACUCUUCCGGGCUGCGGGCCGUUUCUGUCCCGUCCCCUGCCCUCCCCUCCGGGCCUCACCCCUCGCCUGGCUGGGCCACCUAUUUUGGGAGCAGGAGUGGCCAAGCCCGUGGCUUUCCAGGCAGGCCUGACCCAAGAGGAAGGGAGCGUGGUGGGGACAGUGGGGUUCCCCGGGAGCGGGAGUGCGGGGCGCAACUCCUCCCUCCCCUGCUGCAGAGCGUGCACCCUGGUUGGGGUGGGUUUGGGACACUCACGUGUGUGGGUCAGAUUGCGUCACUGUUUGGGAGCACGGGAGGCUCAGAUGAGGAGUAUCGUAUUCGUGACUGUCUCCACCCCACAUCUUGCUCCAACCAGAGGACAAUGGCAUCUCUCCACCACAUCUUGGUUCUCUGUGUGGGUUUCCUCGCCAUGGCCAACGCAGAGGCUCCACAGGAACACGAUCCAUUCACCUAUGACUACAAAACCCUGCGGAUCGGAGGCCUUAUCAUCGCCGGGAUCCUCUUCAUCCUGGGUAUCCUCAUCGUCCUGAGCAGAAGAUGCCGGUGCAAAUUCAACCAGCAGCAGAGGACUGGGGAACCGGAUGAAGAGGAGGGAACUUUCCGCAGCUCCAUCCGCCGUCUGUCCACCCGCAGGCGGUAGAGACACCUGGCGCGAUGGAACCCAGCCAGGUCCUGCAGCUCGGGCUAGGCUGGGGGAGGGGGGCAGGAGAAGGGGACGAAGGGUGGGAUGAGAUGGCUGGGGGGCUCUGUUGCCCCUCACCCUUUUCACCCCCACAGGAUUCCCCUGGCACCUGGCGCCCCCCACCCACCACCUGAGCACCACCACCACCUGGACUGCCCUCUUCCCCAGCCCUGCCCCCACAGACUCCUCUCUGCCGCCCAGACUUCAAUAAAACGUGCUUUUCUCUCUCGA
Molecule: messenger RNA, 963 nt
Organism: Prionailurus viverrinus (fishing cat)
Lineage: Eukaryota; Metazoa; Chordata; Mammalia; Carnivora; Felidae
Gene: FXYD1
Product: FXYD domain containing ion transport regulator 1
Exons: 8
Coding region: 1-690 (229 amino acids)
Biological process (GO): regulation of sodium ion transmembrane transporter activity; monoatomic ion transport
Cellular component (GO): membrane
Molecular function (GO): sodium channel regulator activity
Source: RefSeq, a predicted model, not a curated record